AUGGAAGUCGAACCCAAACCUGACCUAUGGAUUCAGGUGCCUCUGACACCACCUUCUCCACAAGCAGAGGUACCGCUGCCAUCAAAAUCGCCUCAGCAACCCCAGCCGCCUUGUGACCCCGUGGAAUAUGAGCGUAUCCGGGAGCUCCCGACGCCAGUGGUGAACAACGGGUCGUUCGCAUUCACCGGUGAGCUCGUAUUCAAUAAACCAAGGGCAAACCCGCUGGGGUCCCUGCCACCACGGGUGAUUCUGGAUUAUCGUCCUGCGUUGCUGCUAGACCGGCUGAACCUGGUGGGUUCGAAAAGAGUGUCAUCGCAGCCCCCAGUAGCCGGUCUUGCCCGGGCGCUGUCGAUGAAACUGCCUCUGCCACCUAUCAAAGCACAGGAGCUAGAGACUCAUUCAUCACCCAAUUACUUGGGGCGAGUAUUUGUCGCGCCCAAGACGGGUACCGAGUAUAACGUGACCCAUCAGAUAGGUCGGGGAAACUUUUCUACGGUUGUCAGUGCAGUUCUGGGAUUAGGUAGAAUGGUGGCUGUGAAAAUUAUUCGAAUCCCUCCAAUUCGCGACAAGAUCACAAACUUUAAAUCAUUUCUUGUCAGAGAGCUUAAUGUGCUUUCUCAUUUGAACCAUCCGUGUAUUGUUCAAUUGGUAGAUUUUUCUACCAGCCUCAGCAUUGACCCUCAAGAUUUGGUGGACACGGCCAUUUUUAAAGCCGAUCUGCAGGUGGACCUCACUACGACAAAUCAACAAAUGAAUCAAGCAGACUUUGACGCUAUUGACAAGUGUCGGGACCAGCUUAUUUUCUUGAACUAUUGUCAAGGUGGGAACUUAUAUCAAUUUAUAAUCGCCCACCCACCACCUUUAGCUCUGCCCGAUGCUGAUGUAUAUUGGAGAAUUCUUCAGCGAAUUGCGCAUGAACUUAUGGCUGCCGUAAGCUACAUGCAUUCUCACAAUAUCGUUCACCGCGACAUCAAGCUCGAGAACGUCUUGCUUAAUUAUGAGAUCGGCGACAUGAUCCACUUAGCAACGAGUUCUCAUGGAUUUGGUACAACUGCCUUAAUAAACCUUACAGAUUUUGGGUUAUCCAAACGGUUGGGUUCUUCUAAUGAAUUGCUUCAGACGCGAUGUGGACUGACUGACUACGUACCACCUGAAGUUUUGAUGGGAUUGAAGUAUGACGGCCGCUUAACCGACCUGUGGUCUGUUGGUGUGGUUCUAUACUCUUUACUAGAACGCCGUUUGCCGUUUGAUGCGCCGCCCACGGAAGCGUUAGCGAAGGCUGGCGUGUCUCCAUCAGUUAUUCGUCGACGUCAAGCCAAAAAUAACCCUAGUCAUCGCAUUGCUAUGAUUGAUUGGCAUUGGAAUCAUGUUACAGAUAUGGUUGAGGAUGAGCAGUUGUCCAAUGAGGUUCGUCGCAUCAUUGAGAGUUUGCAGAAAGCGGUGAACGUGUUAUUGGUCAGGAAAGAAAAGCGGUGUCACGUAUCUCAAUUAGUUGACUUUUCAGUUAUUCCGCAGGGGUUUAUGAACUAG
This is a messenger RNA of Diutina rugosa, 1530 nucleotides long. Its product is annotated as serine/threonine protein kinase. The coding region runs from base 1 to 1530 and encodes 509 amino acids. Gene Ontology annotation, biological process: protein phosphorylation; intracellular signal transduction. The record is from RefSeq and is a predicted model, not a curated record. NCBI's taxonomy places the organism in Eukaryota, Fungi, Ascomycota, Pichiomycetes, Serinales, Debaryomycetaceae. Gene Ontology annotation, cellular component: cell cortex. Gene Ontology annotation, molecular function: protein serine/threonine kinase activity; ATP binding. The transcript has a single exon.